AUGGAGACUUCUUUGACUGGUCGCAAGCGGACGAGUGUUCGCCGCGCCAAUGUUACGGCCUGCCAACGCUGCAACAGCUACAUCAAAAGCUUAGAGGACCGCGUCGCUCAGCUUGAGCUUGCAUUACGGAGUCAUGGUGUCGAGACUGAAUCUGUUUCUGAUGUUCAGACCCCUCAAGAGCCUAGCACAGUCGCUGAGGCAGCCUCGGAGCAACACCAGGUGACUGGAGGGUUGACGCUGUUGAACCUGCUGGUUCCCGACCCGAGCCAUAUCCAAGACGGAGCAGCGGCUGGGUAUCACGGCUUGUUGGAAAACAUUACUGUUCCGACCGUGGUCAAGUUUCCUCCAAAGCCGACAGCGUUACAGCUUGCCGCUACGUACUUUGAGCACUCCAACUUCUUCUCACCGAUACUCGACGAGGGUCGGUUCCGGGCAACGGUUGAGAGCCUCUACGAAGUCGAACCUGGACCGAGCCAAGGUAACUUGAAUGAAAGAUUUCAGCUCCCUAUGGUUCUCGCGAUUGCUAUCCGGCUACUCAACAGGACUGACGCCGCGGUUCCCACGACAGGGUCAGACUCUUUCUUUGCGUCUGCCAUCCACGUCUUUACGGAACGCCCUCAUGCUAUCUGGAAAGGAGAUCUUGAGCAUUUGCAGAAUCUUCUUCUGAUUGUGCAAUACACCAUUUUCGCGUCAAAUCUUUCAGCUGCCUGGCACUUUAUCGGUCUGGCGACGCGACUCGCCAUCGACCUCGACCUUCUCAACGAGACACAGCGGGGUCUACCACAUGAAGAUGAAACCCCCAUCGCCCAGGCUCAGACGAACAAGAGGCGGCGUGUCUUUUGGUCGACGUACAUACUUGAAACGAAUCUCUGUGUUGUUCUCAAUCGACCGAGGUCUAUCCCCGAUGAGGCCAUCUUCACGCCUCUGCCAUCGACGAGUGGUCCCGAGGCAUCAACGCCGCUGGCCAAUCACUGCAUCAUCUUUCGUCAGGCCGAGUAUGAGAUAUUUCACACAUUGAACUACAAACCUCGAAUACAUGGUCCUCUGUUUGACUUUCACCAAUGGAAGAUUGGCAUGAGGGAUCGUCUUGUUGAGUGGCAUCAGACCGUCCCACCUCUCGAUGCCACCUCCAAGCUGGCACCUCAAAACUUCUUUGACGGCGCGUUAUACAUGACGCUUGUCUACUUAUUCUCACCUUCACCUCAUUUCCCAAGCCCUCCGGAAGCAGAAUUGAGGGACCUCGCCCAAUAUGCUUCCCGCAGCGUUGAACUAUACAGGGCGGGCUUCAAGGAAGGUCAACUGCGAUUCUACUGGCGAACUAUACCCAAUCUCUUUCGGUCGGGCGCAGCGCUCGUCCACUGCAUCAAGACCUUGCGGCUACAAGGUGCGGUAUUCGACUCGAACGACUUGGAGAAGCGAGUGACCAUGUGUUCGACUGUUCUCUGGGGCAUGGCUGAGCGAUAUCCUCCCGGGGCGUCGUAUCGCGACCGGUUCGAGGAGCUAGCGGCUUCCAUGUCUGAGGUAUCUUCUCCGACGAAUGGGAUGCCCUCGAUUAUUUCGCACGAGUUUCUACUCGCUCACGACGUGAUUGCGCCGUUGGACUUGGAUGAUACUGCGACGCUGUGGACUACGACUCCACCGAACCUUGAUCCGUGGAUAUUUGAUCAGUCCUAG
Fusarium vanettenii 77-13-4 is the source of this 1674-nucleotide messenger RNA. RefSeq lists its product as uncharacterized. The transcript is spliced from 2 exons. Gene Ontology annotation, molecular function: zinc ion binding; DNA-binding transcription factor activity, RNA polymerase II-specific; sequence-specific DNA binding. Gene Ontology annotation, biological process: DNA-templated transcription; positive regulation of transcription by RNA polymerase II. NCBI's taxonomy places the organism in Eukaryota, Fungi, Ascomycota, Sordariomycetes, Hypocreales, Nectriaceae. The record is from RefSeq and is a predicted model, not a curated record. Bases 1 to 1674 code for a protein of 557 amino acids.